CCGUAGAAACAGGAAGUAUUUUAUUAUUUAGUAGGUUUUCACUUCCUUCGACCUGGAUUUGCUUUCUUGUGAUCUAAGGAGGAUUUGAACCGUGUAAAUGGGGGACAUUCGCCAGUCUCUGCUGCCUCGCGACGUCCUGAGUGCUGCAAAGGAACUGCUGUACCAUUUGGACAUUUACAUCUGCAACCUGGUGCAGUCUGGGAGGCAGCCUCCUCUGGUGGACUCCAAAACCCUCGAACUGGUGGAGGAGUUUAUUCUGCACGCGCCCAAAGACAGAAAUGCGCCAGUCAGGAAGAUGAGCGCUCUCCAGGAGCUCCAGCUGUUGGAGAUCAUGUGCAGCUGUUUUCAGGAGCAGAGUCGAGAUGCUGUCCGCCAGCUGAUUUUCUCCACCCUCUUUAAUCUCCAAGGAAACCAGGCAGAUGAAAGUCGCAUGAUGCUGUUGGGCAAACUUGUUUCCAUGGCAGUUGCUGUGGGCAGGGUUCCUAUUUUGGAAUGUGCUGCUACGUGGUUCCAGAGAACCCACGGUGUGUACUGCGUACGCCUGGCCCAGGUGUUGGUGGAUGAUUACUGUAGUAUGGUACCGGGUUCUGGUCCCACUCUGCAUAAUAUCCACAGCAUGAGUCCACGCUUCUGCUGUCAGUUUAUCACCGCUGUCACCACUCUGUAUGACCUCAGCUCAGAGGAGCUCACCCCUCCGCUAGAGCUCCUCCAGAUGAUAGUGUUGUGGAUCCAGGAGGACCCCCGCCUUGUCCUGAUCACCUUCCUGAACACGCCCCUCUCUGGCAACCAGCCAUUGAGCUGUCUUGACGUCACACCACUAGGUGGUUUGGUACGCUGGUGUAUCAAAGCACCGCUGGCCUACAGGAGGAACGAGAAGCAGGUUCGAACUAAUGGAAGCUCCGAGAGUGAGACAGACGCAGGACCUCUCUUCUCUGCUCUUCAUUUGAGCGUCCUACAGGUCUUCAUGCUUUUGCCCAACAUUCUCAGUGAGAAAGGGCUUUAUGGUCACCUGGCUCUGCUGCAACUGGACUCCGUGGCUGCUUUGACCUCCGACCUUGCCCGACUGUUGGAGCAGACUGACGAACAUACACACACAUGUGCAGAUGCUCAUGCAUUAUCACAGCUGGCUCUUGACCGGCUGGCACAGGCCCUGCAGGUGGCAAUGGCCAGCAGAGCCCUACUCUGCUCCAGAGAGGACCUGAGAGCCAUCUGUUCCCGCCUCCCUCACAACAAUUUGCUCCAGUUGGUGUUAUCUGGACCAGUGAUGUACUACAACAACAUCCACACCCCUCCACUGGCCUACAGCCCACACACUGCUCAUUCGCCCAUUGCCUCACACACCACGCUCCCCACUCUGCCCACACACACACCUCUGGUCUCCCACCCUGCCUCUCACACUCAGUACCACACGCAGCCAUUCAUGACAGGAGUGCAGUUCCCAUUCCGACCCAGCCACUGAGUGUGUGUGUGUGUGUGUGUGUGUGGUGUGUGUGUGUGUGUGUGUGUGUGUGUGUGUGUGUGUGUGUGUGUGUGUGUGUGUGUGUGUGUGUGUGUGUGUGAGAGAGAGAUAUUUUUUUUACUGUGUCAUUAAUACUCUUUGAAAAUGUGACAGGUGUUAAAUAAAUAUUUUCGAUCAUA
Nothobranchius furzeri (turquoise killifish) is the source of this 1638-nucleotide messenger RNA. RefSeq names its product integrator complex subunit 15 (gene ints15). NCBI's taxonomy places the organism in Eukaryota, Metazoa, Chordata, Actinopteri, Cyprinodontiformes, Nothobranchiidae. The record is from RefSeq and is a predicted model, not a curated record.